AGAAGAACAAUGAGAGGACGGAUCGUUAGAUCGUACACUAGGUCAAAAGUGCCGCAUUGGCGUUGGACAGAUGAUCUUAAUCUCCUUUUUAUUCAAGUUGUUGAAUUACUUGGUGGCGAAAGAAGGGCAACUCCUAAGGUUAUUUUGGAUUUUAUGGAUGUGAAAAACCUCCCAAUUUCACAUGUGAAAAGCCAUCUUCAGAUGUAUAGGAACAAGAAGAAAGAAGAAUCUAGAAAAGAAAGGAGAAUGAUGCGAGAAAUGAGCAGGAGGCAAUCUCAACAAUACAUUCAAAUCUACGAAAGGUACAAUUGGAUAUUAGUGAGAAGAUAACUCCAGUUUUGGGAUCAAGUGAGACUUAAUAAAAACAGAGA
Molecule: messenger RNA, 371 nt
Organism: Arabidopsis thaliana (thale cress)
Lineage: Eukaryota; Viridiplantae; Streptophyta; Magnoliopsida; Brassicales; Brassicaceae
Product: Myb family transcription factor
Exons: 6
Coding region: 10-330 (106 amino acids)
Biological process (GO): DNA-templated transcription; regulation of DNA-templated transcription
Cellular component (GO): nucleus
Molecular function (GO): DNA binding; DNA-binding transcription factor activity
Source: RefSeq, marked reviewed